This is a messenger RNA of Sorex fumeus (smoky shrew), 1658 nucleotides long. It is a transcript of the gene SNTG1, whose product is annotated as syntrophin gamma 1. The transcript is spliced from 18 exons. Gene Ontology annotation, molecular function: structural molecule activity; protein binding. The record is from RefSeq and is a predicted model, not a curated record. Gene Ontology annotation, cellular component: dystrophin-associated glycoprotein complex; intracellular anatomical structure. NCBI's taxonomy places the organism in Eukaryota, Metazoa, Chordata, Mammalia, Eulipotyphla, Soricidae. Bases 100 to 1653 code for a protein of 517 amino acids.
AGAAUAUUCUUCAGAAUGUUGACAUUGACAAAGAAGUGACUUUCGAACAAGGAAGAUACUGCUCUAAAUUAAAACUCUAUCCUUGUGGCGUCAUAGCACAUGGAUUUCAGGACCGCCUGUGAGGAGACAAAGACAGGGAUUUGUUUGCUGCAGGAUGGUAAUCAGGAGCCUUUCAAAGUCCGGCUGCACCUAGCCAAAGACAUUCUUAUGAUCCAGGAACAGGAUGUGAUUUGCGUGUCUGGUGAGCCUUUUUAUUCUGGUGAGAGAACAGUGACCAUCAGAAGACAAACUGUGGGCGGGUUCGGAUUGAGCAUCAAGGGAGGAGCUGAACAUAACAUCCCAGUUGUCAUCUCAAAAAUAUCCAAGGAACAAAGAGCGGAACUAUCAGGACUCCUCUUUAUCGGGGAUGCAAUUCUACAGAUAAAUGGAAUUAAUGUACGAAAAUGCAGACACGAAGAAGUGGUUCAGGUUCUCCGGAAUGCUGGAGAAGAAGUAACUCUCACAGUGUCGUUCUUGAAAAGAGCCCCUGCGUUCCUCAAACUCCCACUGAACGAAGACUGUGCAUGCGCGCCCAGCGACCAGAGCAGUGGCACCUCCUCCCCCCUCUGCGACAGCGGCCUACACCUCAACUACCACCCCAACAACACAGACACACUCUCCUGCUCCUCCUGGCCAACCUCUCCAGGUCUGAGGUGGGAAAAGAGAUGGUGUGACCUCCGACUCAUCCCACUGCUUCACUCCCGUUUCUCUCAGUAUGUACCCGGGACAGAUCUGAGUCGGCAGAAUGCUUUUCAAGUAAUUGCUGUGGAUGGGGUGUGCAGUGGGAUUAUUCUGUGUCUCUCCGCUGAAGAGUGUAUUGAUUGGCUACAAGCAAUAGCAACUAAUAUUUCAAACCUCACAAAGCACAAUAUUAAAAAAAUCAACAGAAAUUUUCCAGUAAACCAGCAGAUAGUCUACAUGGGCUGGUGCGAGAGCCGGGAGCAAGAUUCCCUUCAGGAUCGGCUAUAUUCACCCACGUUUCUAGCCCUGAGGGGCUCCUGCCUUUACAAAUUCUUAGCACCUCCAGUUACAACCUGGGACUGGACCCGAGCAGAGAAAACCUUUUCAGUUUAUGAGAUUAUGUGCAAGAUUCUCAAGGACAGCGAGCUGCUGGACCGGCGGAGGCACUGCUUCACCGUGCAGUCCGAGGCGGGGGAGGACCUCUACUUUGCCGUGGAGCUGGACUCGGAUCUGGCCCAGUGGGAGCGUGCCUUCCAGACGGCCGCCUUCCUGGAGGUGGAGCGCAUCCAGUGUAAGACAUACGCAUGUGUGCUUGAAAGUCACCUGAUGGGACUCACCAUUGACUUCAGCACAGGAUUUAUCUGCUUUGAUGCUGCAACGAAGGCAGUGCUUUGGAGGUAUAAAUUUUCUCAGCUUAAAGGUUCGUCAGAUGAUGGCAAGAGCAAAAUCAAAUUUUUAUUUCAGAAUCCAGAUACUAAACAGAUUGAAGCAAAGGAGCUGGAAUUUUCCAAUCUGUUUGCUGUUCUUCACUGCAUCCAUUCAUUCUUUGCCGCCAAAGUCGCCUGCUUGGACCCUCUCUUUUUGGGCAGCCAGGGUGCUGCGGCUGCCCCCAGCAGCUCUGCCACCCUCAGCAAAGCAAAGUACCCGAACUGACACCC